GGGAAAUAUCAAGAUCUUUCUGGAUUGAUGCGUCGCAUACAGAUACAGCACGGUCACAAGGGACCAACGUUGCCUCCAGAUCAGUUCAACCUCUUGUCCGGAUGUAAGCGUUGUAAAUACGUGUAGGAUAUCAGGAGUUCUUGAAUAGCGCCAUACUCACCCCAAUCAUACAUCACUCCAACAAAGGCGGCAACUACAAAAUAGCCAAAAUUUUGGUAUGAAUUGAUGGCCAGCCACCAUGUGGGAUCAUCUAGGACUAUGCUCAUGUUUAUAUAUGAACUCAAUCCAGGCACUCAACGUAGACUCGAAUGUUGGUCAUGAAGGAGUACACCUCUUCACCACGCAUUCUAAUGCGUGGUUCACCAUGCUCGUUAUAGCCAGCGGCGCACGCACCUUUUUUCAUUCCCCUCCUUGCCCCGUUGUGUUCUGGCCUUCCCCGAGUGCCAGGGAUCCUCGUAUGUCUUAGAGCGGCACGGUAGAACUAUUUUGAAGUAGUUCCGCCGGUAGAACUGGCAAAAAUCUGGCAGAACAUGGUUCUGCCAUUGAAUAACAAGAUAAACGUC
Messenger RNA from Suillus subaureus, 563 nucleotides. RefSeq lists its product as uncharacterized. The record is from RefSeq and is a predicted model, not a curated record. The transcript has 5 exons. Lineage: Eukaryota; Fungi; Basidiomycota; Agaricomycetes; Boletales; Suillaceae. The coding region runs from base 239 to 466 and encodes 75 amino acids.